AUGAAUUUCAGACUAGUUGAAACGGAAACUUUGAAAUAUUCCAUAACGUACACGGCACACAAGACCUCUUCCCUGGUAAAAGUCCACGAUUGUAAAAUUUCCCCAUGCGUUACAACCUCGUUUUUUCUGAUGAUGAACCACAUUCGCCGCCAUCAGUCGCGCUUGUCAUUGUUUAAGUGUGAAAACCCCCUUGAUUCUUACCAUUGCAAACACUGCAAUUUUCAAUCCGAACUAACGUUGCUUUUCAAGCAACACACUAAAGAACAUCAUGGAAUUAAACACGAAAACGACGAUUUAAUCCUACAAUACAAUAAUCAAAAGUAUGUUUGUUGUCAACAAUGUAACGAAAAAGCCGGUUUGAAAAAGCACGUUAACGCACGACAUGUAGACGACCUUGACAGCAAAUGGUACAAAUGUAAACAGUGCUCAUUUAGAUGUAAACACAACUCAUCUUUGUCUCGACACGUGAACCGUUGUCACUUGGACGAAAACGACGACAACUGGUAUGAAUGCGAACAGUGCCCGUACAAGACUAGAAUCAGUUUGAACUUAAAGCGUCACCUAAUAAACCAACACUCGAAUGGAAAAAGUAUCACAUGGUAUCAAUGCAACGAGUGUCUAUUUAAAACAACUUUCGAGGGGGAUUUACAGAAACACGUGAAAACGCGACAUUCGAACCGACACGACAUCAAAUGGUACAAUUGUGAAAAAUGCGACUACAAAACUGAAUACCGGCAAGCUUUAAAUAAACACGUGAAUGCGCGCCACUUGGACGAGGACGAAAUCGAGUGGCACCACUGCACUCUGUGUCCUUUCAAAAGCAAAGACAAAAGCGACGCGAAAUGGUACGAAUGCGAACAGUGCUCAUUUAGAUGUAAAUACAACAAGUCCUUGACGAGACACGUGAACGUUUGUCAUUUGGACGAAAAGGACGGCAAGUGGUAUGAAUGUCAACAGUGUCCAUACAAAACUAGAGAGGCUUCGACCCUAGCGAAGCACGUGAAAUCCCUGCAUUCGGAACAAUAUGACAUCAAAUGGUUUGAUUGUGAAAAGUGCCAAUACAAAACCAAAUACCCUCAGUCUUUAAAGAAACAUAUAAAUCGGCGCCAUUCGGACGAGAAUGAAAUCAAAUGA
Zophobas morio is the source of this 1134-nucleotide messenger RNA. RefSeq names its product zinc finger Y-chromosomal protein-like. The transcript has 4 exons. NCBI's taxonomy places the organism in Eukaryota, Metazoa, Arthropoda, Insecta, Coleoptera, Tenebrionidae. Gene Ontology annotation, biological process: regulation of transcription by RNA polymerase II. The coding region runs from base 1 to 1134 and encodes 377 amino acids. The record is from RefSeq and is a predicted model, not a curated record. Gene Ontology annotation, molecular function: RNA polymerase II transcription regulatory region sequence-specific DNA binding; DNA-binding transcription factor activity, RNA polymerase II-specific.